CUACACGUCCCCCCGACACACAAGCCACAUAGGAGCCAUUUCGCGCCGUCUUCAUGGCACAACGUGUGUUACUUUUAUCGGCGCUCUUAGGGUUGACAUGUGGCUCCCUGGCCGCCUAUUUACCCAGGCGGGACAAGACCAUUACCAUACCCGAUGGCGUCACGUACCAUCCGGAGUCGCAAGAUAUUUGUACGUCUACGGCAUGGACGGACGUGGCCUCAUUUUUCUUGGGAAACUAUGUGUCCCAUGUCGCAACCGUUGUCAGGGUACCCGGUGAACCUCUUUACAUCACUGCGGCAAAUAUGUUCUUCGUUCUGUUAUUUCCUUGUCUUGGAGCUGGACGCGGCAUCAACAUGAUAUACCAACGAGCAAGCUUCUACAAAGACCAGCUUCAGCAAGCUCUGAGAGCCCAAGCUCUAGUUAUGGUAGUCCGGGAUCUAGAGUGGGAGCCGCAACCAGGAGAUACUCUCCGUUCACUUUCAUUGUACCCCCCAAGAGGGGUUCAAACUAGAUAUGCACCGCUCGGUUUAGGCGAAUACUGGCGGGCCGCUGUCAGCAAAAGUUGGAUCAAAACCCAUGUGGAAAAAGUUAAGGGGUAUACAGGCUACUUCGAGUCUGAAAUUGCGCACCCGCCAUGGUUGAUUAUGAAUUACGGACUCGCCAGUAAGCACGUGUGGGUGGAAAGAGGCUAUCACGUCUCUGGGGUGUGCGAUCUGCCAGAAGGAUAUCGACUGGCCUAUGUCCCACCAAAUGCAAUGGUGGAGCAUAUCUUGCCAGAAGUCGAACUGGGCCGUAUUCUCCAAUCCUCGUAUAGCCUGGCUUCCACUGUCAUUUCUAUUGUCCAGAUCCUGUCCGCAUGUUCGGCCCUAUACCAAUCCAAAGGCUAUCAAAUAACUGCCUAUGGAUAUGCCGCAUUUGGGUUCACCGUGACCCCAUACUUGGUCAUGUCCUUCGUAAAUCUCCUCGCCAAUUGCUUUACCCCGACUUAUCCAAAUGUUUAUCUUGUUCACACAGAGAUCAUGGAGGAGGCAGUGAGCCGUGGCGGUCGAUUUACUUAUAUUGUUGGCAAAUUGGAGAGUGAGCCGCUGGUCGUUGAGGAUUUGACAUUAUUCAGUGCUACAUUCAAGCAGCACGACGAGGAAGACGGCGAAAUUAUCUGCCGGAUCGGAGAUAAGGUACUGGAAGAUGGGAGCAUAGAGCCCAUUCCCGACGGUACUUCAACGCACGAAUCAGCCAGCGAAGAUUCUGUCCACGGAAAUGCAUCGACUUUGCCUGCUCCGACUGAGCUCCCAGAGAAAACUCCGCCGCCAGUUGAAGAGAUACCGAAGCAGGAAGUACAACCCAAACAGGACUGCAGCAGCGAACGGUCAUCAUGCGAAAAUUUCGAACCCGUUUUGAUUAUUCCCAGCUGCUACAACUUCAAGCUGUCCUACUCAAACACCUCUUCCACGAGCAUCCUUCACAGAAAGAAACAUUAUGGCCCGCGAGGAUAUAUGACUGGUGGCCUGACCGUUUUAGUGGCUGCAUUGCCCCUGAUCGCAAUCGGGGUAAUGUCAAAGUUUCAACCAGGAGGUAGCACUGUGGCCCAGAGAGCAUGGCUCAUGGCUUGGUAUGCUGUGGGGAUCGUGUCUGUCCAAAAUCCGUAUUUUACAGACGAGAUGAUUGAGUUUGGUUACUAUGGUACCCGCCUUAUUAUUGAGACAAGAAAAGACUAUAGCCGUCUCGUUCAAGCCCGGUAUUUCUUUUUGAGGCUGGCUUCUCUAUUGCCCGUGGUUUUGCCUAUCGCACCGGCUAUUGGUGGUUUCGUUGUUGUUGGGCAAAUGCUAGUUUCGUAUGGAUCUUGCACAGAACUCUGAAUGCGGAAACCAAUGAUCUUCUAAAUCAAGACCUUGUUGACUUUUUCAAGUUGCUUGGUUAUCAGUACUCCUUCCCUCACAUUAGGGCGUUGAGCCUGGGAGCUUCGUAACAAGACGCUGCUUAGAAGGUAGUAAAGACUGCAAUAUCAUAC
Molecule: messenger RNA, 2008 nt
Organism: Penicillium brasilianum
Lineage: Eukaryota; Fungi; Ascomycota; Eurotiomycetes; Eurotiales; Aspergillaceae
Source: the annotation of a GenBank genome assembly